Messenger RNA from Malania oleifera, 663 nucleotides. Its product is annotated as stress-response A/B barrel domain-containing protein UP3-like. The transcript has a single exon. Lineage: Eukaryota; Viridiplantae; Streptophyta; Magnoliopsida; Santalales; Ximeniaceae. The coding region runs from base 1 to 663 and encodes 220 amino acids. The record is from RefSeq and is a predicted model, not a curated record.
AUGUCGUCGGCUCAUCAGUUCGUCGAGCACAUCAUCCUCUUCAAGGUCAAGGACGGCACGGAUCCGUCCAGGAUCGCCUCCAUGGUCAGCAGAAUGAACAGCUUGAUCUCUCUUGAUCAGGUCCUCCACCUCACAGCCGGGCCCAUCCACAGAAUCCUAUCGUCGCCGUUCGAUUUCACGCUCAUGCUUCACAGCCGGUACCGAUCCAAGGAAGAUCUGAACGCCUACCUUGUCCACCCGUUCCACGUCGACGUCAGAGAUUCGGUGUUCCCGUUCUGCGAUGACGUCAUGGCCGUGGACUGGAUCCCCGAUGAUCUCGCCGGGCCGGUGGUCCUGCCCGCCGGAUCUGCAAUGAGAGUUACGUUCUCAAAAUUGAAGGAAGGUUCGGGCGAUGCGGAGAACCGGGAAGUACUAAAAGCGAUUGAGAAUGGAUCCAAAUCGACGGAUCGGAUUAGUUUCGGGAAGAAUUUUUCGCCGGCGAGGGCAAAGGGGUUUUCGAUCGUGUCGGUUGCGAUGUUUCCGGGAUUGGGGGAAUUGAACGGCUUGGAUUCGUCGGCGGACGAGAAGAUCGUGAAGUUGCAGAAGGAGAAUGCUGGGGGUUAUCUGGAGAGCGUGAUGGCGUUCGAUUAUGUGAUCCCGGCGUCGCAAAGCGCCAGCAGUUAA